UCUCAUCAGUAAGAAGGCUUGUCCGUUCACCAUCGUUUCUGCAGAAGAGGAAAUCCAGUCCAUCGCAGCUCUAAAUCACCGCCGGAGAAGAGAAUUCACACUGUGUUUGUGACCAUGGGAGAUCUCGACGGGCUGCUGGUCCUGCUGGGCGUGGUUUCACUCCUCAUGUCCGGCCAGUGCAGCGACAGCUGCCGACAAGAUGGCCGCCCGGGAGAGGCCGGCACGGCGGGCAGAGACGGACGGGCGGGACAGAAGGGAGAGAGGGGGGAACCGGCGGUGCUGGCAGAGGGCCCGCCGGACGCCAGCGUCCUGCUGAGGCUGAAGGGCGAAACCGGGAGCCGCGGCCUGCAAGGCACCAUGGGUCCUAAAGGUUUCCGUGGUGAAUUAGGCCCCGCCGGUGUCCCAGGGCGCCCCGGCCCCCCCGGCCCUGAAGGGAGGGGCUUCGGCCGAAGUGCUGAGUCGCUGCAGCAGUCCCACUCGGCCUUCUCCGUGUUCACCAACGACACCACGUACCCCGCCGCCAACACCGCCACCAACAACAAGAAAAUCACAUUCCAGUCGGCCAUCUUCAACAGCCCGUCCUCAGGCAUCACCCUGAACACAGGCAUCUUCAACUGCAGGGCGGCUGGCGUCUAUUACUUUGUCUUCCACGCCACGACUAAGGUCAGCAUGUGUCUGCGCUUGGCGAGCGACGCUCUGGGAGAGGAGAAGCUGGGAUUCUGUGAUUACAACACCAGAGGAAGACCACAGGUGCUGUCGGGCGGCGUGGUGCUGCAGCUGGAGGCCAAUCAGAAAGUUUGGCUCGAGGCCUUCAGAGACAACCAGCCGGAUUCUGUCUACAGAGACAGAAACGAGAAACAGAUCGUCUUCAACGGCUUCCUGAUCUUCUGAUCUGCUGUCACAUCGCAGCCGAUUUGCACUGACGGUGUAUUUCCACCAGCACUAUGCGUUUGUCAGGAUAUUGAUUUACUGAUUGAUUUACUGAUUUGCACACAGAUGAAAAACAAUUUCACACGAUACAGAGAGGAAAAAAGCAUGCAGGUGACGUAGAAACCCUACAGAAUAACACUAGGGUCACAUGAAAAAAAAUAUUUUGAUUAUUUUACCAUUUUGAUUUUUUUUUCCUCAGCAUUCUGAGACUAAAGUCAGAACACAAUUUUUUUCAUUUUUGUGUGGCCCUAAUGCGCCGCCAUAUGGACUUAUGGAUUAAAAUCUCUCCGUAAGUAAAACAAUAUGUACAGGUCCUUAUAUAGAAAAAAAAUUCAGAAUCAAACACAAACAGUGACAAAUUACAUGCAGAUAUUAUAUGUAAAAAACAAAAUGAAAGGAAAAACUUUAAAUAUGAACUGCUAUCUUGGAAAUGCCAUCAGAAGUUGUUGGAUUUUUCUCUUGAAAACAGCCAUAAAACCAACAUGCCAUCAUAUCAUGUUGUGACAAAUGUUGUGUUCAAGGUUAUGUCUCGGUUUUGUGUUGCUGAAUCUUAUAAACCUGCUUUGCACUGUCCAUGUCCCUGCCACUUAAAACCCCAUUAAAGUUUUUCAAUUUUUCAUGUUUGUCAGUGAUUUUUUAUAUAUACUAGCUGUGUAUCUGUGAACAUCUGUGAAAUCUAACAAACCUGUUAACAGUGUAGUAUUUUAUCAACCACAGACCUGCUGUUUCCUGUCCUGUAAAAAGUAUAUUC
This is a messenger RNA of Myripristis murdjan (pinecone soldierfish), 1681 nucleotides long. RefSeq names its product complement C1q subcomponent subunit A-like. The transcript is spliced from 7 exons. Lineage: Eukaryota; Metazoa; Chordata; Actinopteri; Holocentriformes; Holocentridae. Gene Ontology annotation, molecular function: protein binding. Bases 115 to 891 code for a protein of 258 amino acids. The record is from RefSeq and is a predicted model, not a curated record.